AUGGCGACCCCCAACAACCUGACCCCCACCAACUGCAGCUGGUGGCCCAUCUCGGCGCUGGAGAGCGAUGCGGCCAAGCCUACGGAGAGCCCCGAUGCUCCCCAAGCGGCCAGCCCCGCCCAUUGGCCCAAGGAGAGCCUGGUACUGUACCACUGGACCCAGUCCUUCAGCUCCCAGAAGGUACGGCUGGUGAUUGCAGAGAAGGGCCUGGCAUGUGAGGAGCGGGACGUGAGCCUGCCACAGAGCGAGCACAAGGAGCCCUGGUUCAUGCGGCUCAACCUGGGUGAGGAGGUGCCCGUCAUCAUCCAUCGUGACAACAUCAUCAGUGACUACGACCAGAUCAUCGACUACGUGGAGCGCACCUUCACAGGAGAGCACGUGGUAGCCCUGAUACCCGAGGCGGGCAGCCCACAGCAUGCACGGGUGCUGCAGUACCGAGAGCUGCUGGACUCACUGCCCAUGGACGCCUACACACACGGCUGCAUCCUGCACCCCGAGCUCACCACCGACUCCAUGAUCCCCAAGUACGCUACGGCUGAGAUCCGCAGACAUUUAGCCAACGCCACCACGGACCUCAUGAAAUUGGACCAUGAAGAGGAGCCCCAGCUCUCUGAGCCUUAUCUUUCUAAACAGAAGAAGCUCAUGGCCAAGAUCCUGGAGCAUGAUGAUGUGAAUUACCUGAAGAAGAUCCUUGGGGAGCUGGCCAUGGUGCUGGACCAGAUAGAAGCCGAGCUGGAGAAGAGGAAGAUUGAGAAUGAGGGACAGAAAUGUGAGCUGUGGCUCUGCGGCUGUGCCUUCACUCUCGCCGAUGUCCUUCUGGGAGCCACCCUGCACCGCCUCAAGUUCCUGGGACUGUCCAAGAAAUACUGGGAGGAUGGCAGCCGGCCCAACCUGCAGUCCUUCUUUGAGAGGGUCCAGAAGCGCUUUGCCUUCCGGAAAGUUCUCGGCGACAUUCAUACCACUCUGCUCUCGGCUGUCAUCCCCAAUGCAUUCCGGCUGGUCAAGCGGAAACCGCCAUCUUUCUUUGGGGCCUCCUUCCUCAUGGGCUCCCUGGGCGGGAUGGGCUAUUUUGCCUACUGGUACCUCAAGAAAAAAUACAUCUAG
This is a messenger RNA of Pipistrellus nathusii (Nathusius's pipistrelle), 1104 nucleotides long. NCBI's taxonomy places the organism in Eukaryota, Metazoa, Chordata, Mammalia, Chiroptera, Vespertilionidae. The record is from the annotation of a GenBank genome assembly.